Rhopalosiphum maidis (corn leaf aphid) is the source of this 1895-nucleotide messenger RNA. RefSeq names its product translation initiation factor eIF-2B subunit gamma (gene eIF2Bgamma). Gene Ontology annotation, biological process: cytoplasmic translational initiation; biosynthetic process. The transcript has 9 exons. Gene Ontology annotation, cellular component: eukaryotic translation initiation factor 2B complex; guanyl-nucleotide exchange factor complex. Bases 447 to 1802 code for a protein of 451 amino acids. NCBI's taxonomy places the organism in Eukaryota, Metazoa, Arthropoda, Insecta, Hemiptera, Aphididae. The record is from RefSeq and is a predicted model, not a curated record. Gene Ontology annotation, molecular function: guanyl-nucleotide exchange factor activity; translation initiation factor activity.
GUUCUACGCUUGCUGGACCGUAUGGAGAACGCACAAAUCGCGUUUCCCCAUUCCAGUCCCGUGGCCGCACUGGCCGCUGCUGAGGUGACUGACUGAUGGCUGGAUCGUGGAUCGGAACCGUUGUCCAGUACGCCAGUCAUAGAUAAGUAUAUAUAUAUAUGUUCCAGUCGUCAGCUGCUGACUGCUUCUUUUCGAUCGCGUUUCGCAGCGCUAUAAAUUACCCCGUGAGUAGUUACCCUUUGUGGCUGAUAACGGUUAUCAUCUCAGUGUGCGUUGUACAUUAUCAGUUUAUCAUACAUUCUCGGUGGUGGGCCGACGAUCAGACGAGUUCGAUUCGCUAGCGUUUUGCGAGUUUCGAUAUUGACAUUUGACAUAUCGCGCGGCUUUUAUAACUUCAUCUUCAUCGAUAAAACCCUCUUUUUUACAGUAGCCGAUUUCUAUUCGCUAUGCAAAAUUGGUUGGAAUUCCAAGCGGUCGUCAUGGCCGCCGGAAAAGGAUCUCGAAUACCCGAGAUGACUGCUACAAAACCAAAGUGUCUGUUGCCAGUCGGAAACAAACCAAUAAUAUACUAUCCUCUCAAGUUGCUCGAAAACGCUGGGUUCAGAGAUACAAAAAUAAUAGUAGCUGAUAACUAUGCUAGUGAUAUACAAGAAGAAGUAGAUCAACUUGGUUUUGAAAUUAAUUUGAGUUUUGUUCCGAUUCCAUCUGAUGAAGAUUGGGGUACAGCUGAUUCUCUCCGACAUAUUUCUGAUAAUAUCUUAACUGAUGUAAUCGUUCUUAGUUGUGAUUUAAUAACUGAUAUUGAUUUACACCAAGUUUUAAAUAUCUACAGAAAUAAUAAUGCAUCAUUAGUGUCUUUGUAUUUUUCACCAUUACGGGAUGAACAAUGUGUUUUUACUGUACCUGGACCUAAAUCAAAGAAUAAGUUUGAAAAGGAUAUUAUUGGAUAUGAUUCAAAAACAUCUAGACUUUUAUUAAUGGCUUCCGCUUCAGAUUAUGAAGAAACUAUGCCAAUUAGUAGUGCAUUACUAAAUAAGUGUUCAAAUUUGACUCUUUGCUCAAAAUUAUUAGAUUCCCAUAUGUAUAUUAUGAAACGUUGGCUAGUUAACUAUCUCGUUAAAGAUAUUAAUAUUUCAACUCUUAAGGGAGAGCUACUUCCAUUUGUGGUGAAAAAACAAUUAUCAAAAUAUAGUAAAAAUAUUGAACCAAAUGAAAAAUGUAUUGAAGAUGAAGAAGAAAAACCUGAUAUAUUCAACAUAUCAAAAGAAUCUGAUAUUGAAACUAAUAUUCGUUCAAUGUCUUGUUUUGGUAAUAUAUCUAACGUUGAAGAGAUAAUUAAAUGUUAUGCUUGUGUGAUUGAUUCAAAUAUUGGAAUACGUGCAAACACUUUGUAUGAUUAUUGUAGAAUCAAUAAAAUUAUACACAAGUUAAACAUAAAUUUAGGAGAUGAAAAAGAUAAAAUUUCACCUGAAGCUGAAAUUUUAUCAAAUCAAUUUGACAAGGAAACUUGUUUUGUUGGACCUAAUACUAAAAUAAUGGAAAAAACAUCCAUUAAAAAUAGCACUAUUGGUUCAAGGUGUACAAUUAAUUCAAAAACGAGAAUAACUGAUUGUAUUUUAAUGAAUGGUGUUACUAUUGAAGAGAGAUGUGUACUUCACAAUUGUAUAGUAUGUCAUGAUGCUGUAAUCAGUGCUGGCUGUGAACUUAAAGAUUGUUUGAUAAGCGGUAAUUUUAAGGUCCCUUCUGGAGGAAAGCAUUAUAGUGAAGUACUUACUGCUAUGGAGAGACUGAUGGAAAUAUGAAAUAUAUAGAGUGAAUUCUCUUAAUGCUUAUUUUAUGAUAUUGUAUAAUAUACAUGUUUUCCUGUAUAAUAUAAAUAUUUUUUGUAAUCAUAA